Molecule: messenger RNA, 962 nt
Organism: Heteronotia binoei (common prickly gecko)
Lineage: Eukaryota; Metazoa; Chordata; Lepidosauria; Squamata; Gekkonidae
Product: olfactory receptor 10R2-like
Exons: 1
Coding region: 1-945 (314 amino acids)
Biological process (GO): G protein-coupled receptor signaling pathway
Cellular component (GO): membrane
Molecular function (GO): olfactory receptor activity; G protein-coupled receptor activity
Source: RefSeq, a predicted model, not a curated record
AUGAAACAAGGAAAUCAAAGCAUAGUGACAGAAUUCAUCUUGAUUGGAUUUUCCAGUUUCCCAGACCUGCAGGUCCCACUGUUUGUGGUGUUCUCCAUCAUGUACUUGUCCAUUUUGGCUGGAAAUAUCAUCAUUAUUGCUACAAUAAGGCGCGAGUCCAGCCUCCACAUCCCCAUGUAUUUCUUCCUUGCCAUGCUCUCCAGUUCAGAAACCUGCUAUACAUUCAGCAUCAUCCCCAAUAUGCUUGUAAAUCUUCUGAAAAAAAUGGCAACUAUUUCGUUCGUUGGCUGUGCUAUUCAGAUGUAUAUAUUCCUGACCUUUGCAAACAUAAACUGUAUGCUUCUCACAGUGAUGGGUUAUGACCGAUAUGUGUCCAUAUGUAAGCCUUUACAUUAUCCGAUUCUGAUGAAUCAAAGAUUCUGUACUAAACUGGUUGUCUUUACAGUAGCCAUGGGUUUUCUUUUUUCUACAAUGGAAACGUAUUUCAUUUUUAUCUUGCCAUUCUGUGGGCCGAAUAAAAUUCAUCACUUCUUUUGUGAUUUAGCACCUUUACUUCAGCUGGCCUGUGGCCGAAAUUAUUUUGGUGAAAUUGUCAUUUUUCUUAUUUGUUUUUUAAUGGUAUCUUGUUCGUUCCUUCUGAUUCUCCUGUCAUAUCUUUUAAUCUUAAACACAAUUCUGAAAAUCCCCACCACAGACGGGAAGCGCAAAGCUUUUUCAACUUGUGCUUCCCAUCUCAUUGUGGUGGUGGUGCAUUUUGGAUGCGCUUCCAUUAUCUACUUGAGGCCCCAAUCCAGGUACACUUUGAAUGAGGACACCUUAAUCUCGGUUACAUACACACUGUUGACUCCAUUGCUGAAUCCUGUCGUUUACAGUUUGAGGAACAAAGAUGUCCAAGUAGCACUCAGGAAAUCUCUGGGCAGAAGCAUGUGUAUCCAGAAGAUGUGAACAGCAUUUACAGUGAA